This is a messenger RNA of Strongylocentrotus purpuratus (purple sea urchin), 1153 nucleotides long. RefSeq lists its product as uncharacterized. The record is from RefSeq and is a predicted model, not a curated record. The coding region runs from base 54 to 587 and encodes 177 amino acids. NCBI's taxonomy places the organism in Eukaryota, Metazoa, Echinodermata, Echinoidea, Camarodonta, Strongylocentrotidae. The transcript is spliced from 2 exons.
AAGAAAGUCUCAGCGAACUUUGUAACAUCACAUCACAGUUGAAUGAGGAGGAAAUGGACAAAUUGGUUGUCCAUCUCAAAGUCGACAAAGCCGACAGAUCAAUUGGGCGAGGAGCAACGGAACCAUGCGUCAAUUUGAAGGUGAUAACGAUGUGGAGGAAUCGGUUUAGGACAGAGCCCUUUCACUACAGACUCAAGUUAGCUGUUGGCCUCAAAGCAAUUCAGAAAACAGAGAUUGCUUAUGAUGUUCUGGCCGGUAAAAAAGAGACAUCGAAGGUCAACCCCGAUGUCGUAGAACGUAUUUUCAACAGUUUUGAUCACGACAGACUGAACAGACUCUGUAAGGAAAUUGGACGGUACAAACUUGUAGAAGAGAGCCGCAUCAAAGCAACACAAGGCGUGAAGUUAUGGGUAGAAGACUGGCUUGAAAAAUUCGACAAAACCCCUGCGCGGCCAACAGCAACCAACUUGCCCAAAGACAAGUUCACCUCUCGAAGACUUAAGAAUGACGAAAUAUUCAGGGCCGGAUUUUUCGAACUUGCUGAAGAAAUCAUGCUAGUCGAGUAUCCCAGAUUCCCAUCUGCUUAGUUUACAAUUGCAUUUCACGGGCUGCCUUAUAACUAAAUCGCUCUCUUAUAUUACCAAAACAUAAAGAGAAUGUUCAUCAUAAUUAUGUCAAAUAAUACAUUUGAUAGUAUGACCAAUUCAGGAUCUGAUAUGGUGGCACCCUUAGUUGUACAUUUUUGUGCUCAUGUAUUUUUACUUAUUUUAACUGGAUUUCGUGUACAUCAAAUAAUGUUUACACCAUCGUGGAAGAGCAAUGGCUUAGUGGUAGAGCAUUGGUCCUAUAUCCUGGAGAUCCCGGGUUUCGAAACCAAGAUAAAUUUGUGCACAGUUUUUUCUCCUAAUGUAGUCUCUCUCUCUGUCAGUCAAAUUCUUUAUCCAGUUGUAUGUUUGAUGCCAUCAUAUCUAAAUGUUUUAUUCCAAAACCUAUAACUUUCAAAAGAUGCAUUCUAUAUUAUGUAGCAUUAUUAUGAUUUGAGCAUGUCCAUUGUUGGUAACAUUGUAUAGUUCGAUCCACAUUACUAGGUUCAAACCCUUACGCGUUUUUUUUUAUAUAUUUUAGUUUGUAUAGUUCACCAUUUUCCCUUUUC